Chiroxiphia lanceolata (lance-tailed manakin) is the source of this 2124-nucleotide messenger RNA. RefSeq names its product secretin (gene SCT). Lineage: Eukaryota; Metazoa; Chordata; Aves; Passeriformes; Pipridae. The coding region runs from base 555 to 2099 and encodes 514 amino acids. Gene Ontology annotation, biological process: negative regulation of gastrin-induced gastric acid secretion; positive regulation of somatostatin secretion; positive regulation of pancreatic juice secretion. The transcript has 13 exons. Gene Ontology annotation, molecular function: hormone activity. The record is from RefSeq and is a predicted model, not a curated record. Gene Ontology annotation, cellular component: extracellular region.
CCUGGCUGGGGGUGGCACUGCCCGUGAGGGGACUGAGAGGCCCCAGAGCUCUUUGUCCCUGUCCUUCCCCCCCAGGUAUUUACAUAGCCAAGGCAUGGGCUACAACCAGAGCACCCGAGGGGCAGCUCUGCUUCCCCACACAGCGGUGCUUUCAGCAUGGCCACCCCUGAUGGGACACAAAGCUUGGGAUGGAGGAUGGUAGGGCAGAGCACCCCCACUUAGGGGAGGGCAGGAUCCUCCCACCAUGGGAGCCUGGCAAGGGUGUAUGGAAGCGGCGUGAUGCCCAGGCACAGCCAGAGCAGGCAGGCACUCACCGGUCCACGCUGAUCGCACACAGGUUGAAGAUGGACGCCGUGCACAGCAUCACGUCCAUGGUCAUCAGGGCAUCACACAGCACCGUGCUCAGGGACCACACACCUCCCUGGAACUGGAAAGAUCCCAGGGUCAGCAGAUGCCUUUAAAGUGACAGGGAACACCUCCGUGCCUGGGUGCCUCAGCCACUCCCACUUCCUCCAGACAAGCAGCCUAAGGCCGAGCGCUCCUCCCGUGGCACGAUGCUCCCGGCACGGCAGUGGCACACAGGAGUCAGCCCCGUACACGAGCUCACAGCCUGCCCAGGGCUGGCAGGAGAACUGAGCCCACAGAGCGUCAGCACAGCCAGCUUGGUCAUCUUGGCCAGGGGCACAGCUCUGCACAGCCCCUGGCAGAGGACAGGCAGCAGGACAGGCAGCAGGACAGCAGUGGCUGAUGCUGGUACAGACAGAGACUACUUGCAGCAGUUUGUUCCAAGCGAACGCUCAUCUCACCCAGGCGGAACUUGGUUCCUCAGGAAUUACUGUGGAUGCCUGGAAGUGCCCCAGGCCUGCUCAGCUACAAAAGUAUCUGAGAAGAAUGGUAAAGAAUGUGCCUUUCUAACCAGAAAAACUGAGAGAGAACCACUCAGCCUCAGGAGCUGCUGGCCCGGCCCGGGGCAGACGCCCCGGUGCACCUCCACUCGGGGCAUCUCCACUCGGUGUGUUCGCGGCUCGGAGGGCAGGGCAGCCCCGGGACCCGCCCGUGGCCCCGGUGGCACUCGCAGAGCUGGGAGUGAUGCAAGGAAAUGUCUCCAAGCCGCUCCCCGCUGGCAGCAGCGUCACCGUCAGCUCAGGGCCUGGGCAGGGCUCACCUGCAGACACACAGAGACAACCCCAUGCCCACAUGGCCUCACACAGAACUUGGACUUACCCUGCAAAGCUCCGAGUGCUGAUUUUGGAGAGUCUGUCUGCAUCCUCCCUGUGGUGUGGGUCAGGAUAUGCAGCUUUGUGAUGAAACCCUCUCUUUUCCAAAGUGCAGUUUUCUGUCUUUACCUCCACCACAGAAAAAGGCGAGGGGAAUCUCCACUCCCACUUGGAACAUUCUCACAAGUGGAGAAUGGGAGCAGCAAGGUGCGGAUUCCCAAAGCUCCAAUCAGUCAAUAUUGCCGAGCAGGAUCCUUUAUCACUCCUGUUUCCAGAAUGUCUCCUGGAGGAAGGCAGGUGUGUUAUAAAUUCCAGAUACAGCUCCUGUGUGGUCCUUGGGGAAAGAUUUCAGGAGAGGACAUGGUUUCCAUGAUGACAACUCUGUGGCAAGUCAUUAUUCCCAUGAUUGUCCUGUCCCACUUCUCAGCAUCUCUGCCAUCCCGGGAGAGUCCCCCCAGGACGGAGCGACAUGCUGACGGGCUCUUCCACAGCGAGCUCAGCAAGAUGAACGGCAACGCCUAUGUGAGGCAGCUGGUCAAACACCUGGUGGGCCUCAGGGAGAGGUCCCAGCGGCACUCGGAUGGGCUGUUCACCAGCGAGUACAGCAAGAUGAGAGGGAACGCCCAGGUGCAGAAAUUCAUCCAAAACCUCAUGGGCCGCAAGCGCAGCUCUCCUGGCCCGGUCAACACAGAUGUGCAGGAGAGAGAGGAAGAGAACAGCCCUGUAGAACUUUGCUUUCUCUGGUUGUACCAGAGCUUUCUGAACACCAGCCUCUCAGACAGAGAUGCCUGGGAAGCUGCUGCCACCACCAGCCGGUACGUUUGCCCCAUCUCUAAGCCUCUGGUUGCAGACAUGAAGGAAGAUACAGAUGGUUCUGCCUGAAGGUGAAGGGAAAAAACCAGCCAAG